CGUGCUCGCAUUCUCGUUGUCAAUGUUGUGUGGUCACAGGGUGGACGCGGUGGUUCUCCUGGCGGCCAACAGGCCAUGCAACAGUCCGUUGGCCCACCGCCACCGCAACAGUUCAUGGCGCCAGCCUCAGCAGCUCCACCUCCGCAUUUCUAUGCAACAGCCCAGCCGGUCUAUGGUAUGUAUUCUGCACCUACGGGUCAAGGAAUGGUGGUUUAUGGUGGUCCUGGGGGUGUGCCAAUGGCAAUGCCGCCCACACAUCAUGAUCCCACACUGAUGCAGCAACCACAUCCACAACAAGCUCAACAACAACAGCAGCAAGGUGGUGGUGUACCACCGCCACCACAUCAACAGUACACCAUGCCACAUGAAGGUUACGGUAGUUUUGUGCAAGCCGCCUCAUUUUAUCAACAGCCACCGCCGAACCAAAUGUCUAGACAAAAUUCGGCACCACAAGCUAUAUAUCAGCAGCAGGGACCUGGGGGUCCUCCACCACAGCAACAGCAAGCACCUCCAAAUCCGCCUUCGACCGCGCCUCCACAGCAGCAGUAA
Molecule: messenger RNA, 549 nt
Organism: Strongylus vulgaris
Lineage: Eukaryota; Metazoa; Nematoda; Chromadorea; Rhabditida; Strongylidae
Source: the annotation of a GenBank genome assembly